AUGCCCCGAGGAAUUUCGUCAUCUCACAAGCCAAUGCAGAGGUUUCCGAUCCUGCUAGUGACUGCACCGGUUUUCAAAUCCAGAUCCUUGAAUUCGUUCAGAGAGAUCAUAGCAGAGCUAAUCGCCUCUCUUUCCACUCCUGCCAACGCCCCUGUCUCGACUCUUGCCAUCGCCAGCAACGUCAAGAACGCCUAUGGUACACCGCGCACUCUGCGGUUUGAGCCACGGCUUACCAGGUCUGCUGCCAGGAAAGCCACCCAGAGCCAGGGCUUGUCAAUUCCCCUGGAUCCAUCGCUAACUGCUUGCAAAGCUGUACCAAGAAAGCGCAAGAUUGUUUUAGGUUCUGCCAGCUCAAAGGGGGCUUCAAAUUCCCACUACAUUUCGGGUUCCCCUCGACCUCAGUUGUCAAAGCUCUUUAAUCACACUACAAAACCCAUUUUCAAAUCGACUCAUUACCCUUUGGAAAACACCCAAGCCAUCUACCAUGGCCAUUUCCGUACUUUCGAUAUGAAAUGCGCUAUACCACGUAUUACCACUGGCCAAGAUUCCGCACUCGCCAAGUCUUCUGCUUCACCUACGGCUCUUCAUGGCACAGAGGAUGAUGUCUAUGAAUCCGAAAACGAUGAAGAUAACAACGACGAUAUCCCGUACCAAGCUACGAUCAAGAGUGCCGUUGGUAAAAAGACCAAGUCAAGGCGGGAAUUGGAGCCAAUCACUCUUGAGCCCAUCUUCAUAGAUCGCGUGCAUCUGGUCCAUAUUGACCCCAAGCCUCUACCCAUCUAUUACCAAGUGAUUAAUGUUAUACCUUCUAAGACCUCUGCGAUUUACAGGUAG
Messenger RNA from Fusarium venenatum, 834 nucleotides. The record is from RefSeq and is a predicted model, not a curated record. Lineage: Eukaryota; Fungi; Ascomycota; Sordariomycetes; Hypocreales; Nectriaceae.